Dictyostelium discoideum AX4 is the source of this 2418-nucleotide messenger RNA. RefSeq lists its product as hypothetical. NCBI's taxonomy places the organism in Eukaryota, Evosea, Eumycetozoa, Dictyosteliales, Dictyosteliaceae. Gene Ontology annotation, molecular function: guanyl-nucleotide exchange factor activity. The coding region runs from base 1 to 2418 and encodes 805 amino acids. The transcript has a single exon. The record is from RefSeq and is a predicted model, not a curated record.
AUGGGAGAUCCAUAUAAACUUAAAUUAUUUCCAGGAUUUACAUCACGUUCAAUUCAUAGUAGAGAUUCAAUACCAAGUAAUGGUAAUUUUCAAUUACCUCCACAACAACAGAUUGUAUAUGUCAAUGGUGUUCCAGUUCAAGUUAAUGGUGGAGAAUAUACGGGAGCUCAUUCAAUUCCAGCAACUUACCCACCUGCAGGUGUUAUGCAAGUGCCAACUGUUCAGCAUCAAGCACAAAUUGUAAAAUCAUUACCAGGUUCACAAGUUAUCUUUGAUCCAUCUACUGGACAAUAUAGAAUUGUAUCAUCAGCACCAUCGGCUAUACCACAUUAUGUUGACACACCAAUUAAUUAUCAACCUCCACAAUAUGGUUAUAAUUUUAAUAAUGAAUUCUUUGGAGAUGCCAUACCACCACCCUCGCCAAAUCUUUGGGAUAAACCACAACAACAAUCAUCACCAUUAAAAAGAAGUCAAUCUUUUCCACCUCCACAAUAUCAACAACAAAUAAAUCAACAACAAAUAAAUCAACAACAAAUAAAUCAACAACAAAUAAAUCAACAACAACAAAUAAACCAACAACAAAGAGAACAACAGCAAAGGGAACAACAACAAAGGGAACAACAACAAAGGGAACAACAACUACAUAGACAACAACAAAGAGAACAACAACAAAGAGAACAACAACAAAGAGAACAACAACAAAGAGAACAACAACAAAGAGAACAACUACAUAGACAACAGCAAAGAGAACAACAACAAAGAGAACAACAACAAAGAGAACAACAGCAAAGAGAACAACAACAAAGAGAACAACAACAAAGAGAUCAACUACAUAGACAACAGCAAAGAGAACAACAACAAAGAGAACAACAGCAAAGAGAACAGCAACAAAGAGAACAACAACAAAGAGAACAGCAACAAAGAGAACAACAACAAAGACAACAACAAAUGGAGCAACAACAAAGACAACAACAAAUGGAGCAACAGCAAAGACAACAACAAAUGGAACAACAACAAAGACAACAACAAAUGGAGCAACAACAAAGACAGCAACAAAUGGAACAACAACAACAACAACAACAAAGAAUACAACAACAAAGAGAAUUAAGAAAAUCAUUAGAACCAUUAGAACAAAAUCAAAUGGUACAACCAAAAAAAGUUGUUCAACAACUAAUUCCUAAAGAAAAGGUUAGUUUCCCAAGAAAAUCAUUAGAACCAUUGGAACAAUCUCAACCUCAAAUAAAAAAAGAAAUUAAAACAGCAAAUGAAUAUUCAAUGAAUAGAGGAGGAGGAGUAGCUACAUCAACAACAACAAUGUUAAAAUCAAAUGAAAAUUCUGAUUUAAGAAGUAGAAAAAGAAAUAAUAGUUUAAAUGAAUUAUUAUCAACAGAAGAAAGUUAUUCAGAUUCAUUGGAGAAAUUAAUAUUAUAUUAUAAAUUACCAUUACAAGAAUUAGUAAAAAAUUCAGAACAAAAACAUCAUCAUCAUAGUAGUAUUGGUAUUGGUAGUAGUAGUAAAGAUAAAGAUAAAGAUAAAGAAGAUAGUAUUAUAACACAAUCAGAUAUUAAUUCAUUAUUUGGUAAUAUUGAAGCAUUAUUAGUAAUUAGUAAAGAUUUAUUAAUAAAAUUAAAAUAUGAAUUUAGUUUACCAGAAGAUCAACAACGUAUUGGUGAUUUAUAUAUUGAAAAAACCAAAGAGAUGAAAUUAUAUGUUGCCUAUAUAAACAACUAUGAAAAUGCAAUGACAACAUUAAAAAAGAUUGAUACAUUACAACCAAAGUUUUUCAAAGAAUGUCAAAGUAGAUAUAAAUAUUCAUUGGAUAUCGGAUCAUUGUUAAUUAUGCCAGUUCAACGUAUUCCACGUUACGAAUUACUCUUUAGAGAGAUACUAAAGUAUACUGAUAAAACCAAUGAUGGUGGUAUUGAUAAUUAUAAUAAAUUGGAAGAAGCUCAAAAAUCAAUUCACACAAUCAAUGAAUACAUUAAUAAUAAUAAACGUCUUAGAGAGAAUAAAGAUAGAGUUGUAACCAUAUCCAAUGAAUUAAAAGGAUGUCCGCAUUCUCUAUUGAAAUCAUCAAGAAGAUGGAUUAAAGAGGGUAUUCUAAUCACAACUUGUACUAAUAAGAAAUAUAAUGGUCAAUUCAAAGUUUACCUAUUCAAUGAUUUAAUUGUAUUGGGUAAACAACAUUCUGGUUUUAGAUCAAAGAAAAUGGAAUAUUUUGCUGAAAUCAAUUUAGAAAAUAGUGAAUUUAAAGAAAUUCCUGGUAGUCCAACUAAAUUUAGAUUCAUUUCAGAUCCUGAAGGUAAAAAUCCUUUAAUCUUUACUUUUGAAUGUGAAAGUCAAAAAGUUAAAGAUACUUGGAUUUCAAAUUUAAAUUUAUUAGAAGAAGAAAGAAAAAUAAGUAUAAUAAAUAAAUAA